Messenger RNA from Hyla sarda, 8815 nucleotides. It is a transcript of the gene SI, whose product is annotated as sucrase-isomaltase. Gene Ontology annotation, biological process: carbohydrate metabolic process. The record is from RefSeq and is a predicted model, not a curated record. Bases 579 to 8672 code for a protein of 2697 amino acids. Lineage: Eukaryota; Metazoa; Chordata; Amphibia; Anura; Hylidae. Gene Ontology annotation, molecular function: carbohydrate binding; alpha-1,4-glucosidase activity. The transcript is spliced from 72 exons.
AGCAACCUUUCCUUUGCACAGGUUUUGAUAACUCUCCCCCUUUGUAUCCACAUGUACACAGACAUCGACACAUUUUUACAGAAAUAGGCUCCCCACAAAUGAGCAAUCAUUUGGAAUGAGGAAUCAAAGAUGUGCUUCCCACAGUAUAAUACUGCUUGUCCUCUCUUCAGGUGGCUGAGCUCCCCUGACAUUGCGGGCCUCAGACCAGCCAUUAAAUUCCCUUCUCCCACUCCUACUGCAAACUACACCGUCUCUCUCCUAGUUAUACACGUAUAUGUGUCGCAAAGUGGCAUCCUUACCUGCAGGACACCUACUGUUGGGAACAGCAUUCCUGCAGGACUCAAUCCUGCCCUUCCAUAUGAAGACAUAAGGCCAACUCAAAAGAUUUCCACUGGUGCUAUUUUCUGGCUUUCACCUUUACUUAGAGCCAGAUAUACUAUCACUAACUGAUUGUGUUGCACAUUCAGCUAUAAAGAAUCAGCAAAUAGCUGCGGGAGUAUAAAAGCUCAUCUCCCCAAGUUUAAAGUUCUCUUCAUCUGAAAACAACAGAAGAGGAAGAGAAAAGGCAGCCUGAAAAAAUGGGGAAGAAACGGAAAUUUAGCUCAUUGGAGAUGAUUCUUAUUGCGCUGUUUAUUAUGAUGACAAUCAUAUCAAUUGUUUUUGUGGUACUUUUUGCAACAGGAGAGCCAGGACGCAAGCCAAAUGAAGAAGAAAUCCCCAAAUUUGAAGCUGUAUGUAAAGAUACAUCUUAUGAGCACAGGAUAGAUUGUCUUCCAGAUCAAGUAGCUUCUGAGAUUACAUGCAAGCAACGAGGCUGUUGCUGGAACCCAUUUAAUGAAACCAAUGCUCCAUGGUGUUACUUUUCACAAAAUUAUGGUUAUAAUGUUCUUUCCCAAACUAUUACUCCAAAAGGAUUCAAAGCUGAUCUAAAAAGAGAAAAUUUUCCUACAUGGUUCGGGGAUGACAUAGAAGAUUUAGAGCUGAAUGCUGAAAUGCAAUCUCAAAAUCGAUUUCGGUUCAAGAUAACAGAUGCUAAAAAACAAAGAUUUGAAGUCCCCCAUGAACAUGUGAAAGAUUUUACUGGAACUGCUGCAGAAAAUCCUAAUUACAAUGUUGAAUUAGUGCACCAGCCCCUUGGAAUCAAAGUUUCAAGAAAAUCAACAGGCAAAGUCUUAUUUGAUACAACUAUAGGACCGCUCAUUUAUGCUGACCAGUUCUUACAGUUGUCCAUUAAACUGCCUAGCAGCAAUGUUUAUGGCUUAGGAGAACAUGUUCACCGGCAAUUUAAGCAUGACAUGAACUGGAGAAGGUGGCCUAUUUUUACCAGAGACUGGUUUCCCAACGGAGAUGGAAAUAACCUAUAUGGUGCACAGACAUUUUUCCUGUGUUUGGAGGAUGAAACAGGAGCAUCAUUUGGUGUCUUUUUCAUGAACAGCAAUGCAAUGGAAGUGAUAAUGCAGCCAGCACCAGCAGUAACCUACAGAACAAUUGGAGGAAUCUUAGAUUUUUAUGUAAUCCUUGGCAACAAUCCUGAAGAAGUUGUUAUGGAGUAUCUAGAGCUUGUUGGAAGACCAUAUAUGCCAGCUUAUUGGACUCUUGGGUUCCAUAUCAGCCGAUGGGGCUACAAAUCACUUGCUGAAGUACAGGAGGUGGUUGAGAAAAACAGAGCCAUUAAUAUUCCAUAUGAUGUUCAAUUUACUGACAUUGACUACAUGGAAAAUAGAAAAGAUUUCACCAUAGACCAAACCAAUUUUAGAGAGCUACCAAGCUUUGCUGACAAUCUUCAUGCCAAUGGUCAAAAAUAUAUCAUUAUAUUGGAUCCUGCCAUCGCCAAUCAAAACCUAGCAAAUGGUGAUCCGUAUGAAGCAUAUCAGAGAGGACAAGCUCUUGGUGUGUGGGUAAAUGAGUCUGAUGGCCGAACCCCCCUAAUUGGAGAGGUCUGGCCUGGAGUUACUGUAUUCCCUGAUUAUACUAAUCCUGAAUGUACAAAGUGGUGGGUGAAUGAAUGCCUGGAAUUUUAUAAGAAGGUCAAAUAUGAUGGAAUAUGGAUUGAUAUGAAUGAGGUCUCUAACUUUGUGAAAGGAUCAAGCAAAGGAUGUAAUGUUAAUAAGUUAAACUAUCCUCCAUACACACCUGCAAUUAUGGAUCGCGUAAUGUUUUCGAAGACCCUCUGUAUGGAUGCAGUACAAACUUGGGGAAACCAUUAUGAUGUACAUAGUUUGUAUGGACAUGCCAUGUGUCUUUCUACAGAAGAAGCCAUCAAAGCUGUUUUCCCUGGAAAAAGAAGCAUCAUUUUUUCACGAUCUACUUUUGCUGGAUCAGGCAAAUACUCAGGACAUUGGCUUGGAGAUAAUGCUGCCAACUGGAAUGAUAUUAAAUGGGCUAUACCAGGAAUGCUUGAGUUCAGUCUUUUUGGAAUACCUUAUAUUGGUGCAGACAUAUGUGGUUUCUUUGAUGACUGUACUGAAGAGUUAUGUACACGAUGGAUGCAAGUUGGGGCAUUUUAUCCAUUUGCUAGAAAUCACAAUGCCGAGAAUUACAAGGCACAAGACCCUGCUUCAUUUGGAGCAGAUUCUACUGUUGUAAAAACAUCAAAGCAUUACCUGAACAUCCGGUACACCUUGCUUCCAUACCUUUACACUCUUUUCUACAGAGCACACACUAAAGGAGAGACAGUGGUCAGGCCUUUACUUCAUGAGUUCUAUUCCGAUCCAAAUACAUGGGCAAUAGACAGACAAUUUUUAUGGGGACCAGGCCUUCUUAUAACACCUGUUCUUGAUGAGUAUGCUUUAUCUGUUGAUGCCUACAUUCCUGAUGCCGUCUGGUAUGAUUAUGAAACUGGUUCAAAGUAUGCGUACAGAAAACAGAGGGUGCAGAUGCCUCUCCCCGUAGACAAACUUGGCCUUCAUCUCAGGGGAGGUUAUAUAUUUCCCACUCAGCAACCAGAUGUCACUACUGAAGCCAGUCGCAAAAAACCACUUGGCCUAAUAGUCACAUUGGAUGAUAAUGAAGCGGCCCAUGGAGAAUUCUUCUGGGAUGAUCUUGAAUCCAGAGAUACCAUAGAAUCGGGCAAAUAUAUUUUAUAUCAUUUCUCUGUUUCCAAUAACAGACUUAUCAUGCAAGCAGCAAGAUCAGAUUAUACUGACCCCAAUAACCUAGUGUUUGACGAAAUUAAAGUCUAUGGACUUACCAGGGGAACGACAAGUGUUAUAGUAACAAUGAAUGGUCAGACUAUCCAGCCUGCUCUUUCAUUUAGAUUUGAUAACAACAAGGUCCUACAUAUAACUGGACUACAGCUAAGACUUGGACAGAAUUUCACUGUGACAUGGGAUCAGAUGGGUUCUGAUGAGAUUCCUGAUGCCGAAAAGUUUGACUGCCACCCUGAAUCUAAUGCUGAUGAAACAAAAUGCCAUAACCUUGGAUGCAUCUGGGAGGAAUCCACUCUAGAUGGCAUUCCAUAUUGCUAUUAUCCAUCUGAUUAUGGCUAUAAUGUUGAUGAUGUGCUGGAAACAAACAACGGCUUCAAUGUAAAUAUUUCCUGGCCUGCCGGAACACCGCAACGUUACACCAAAUCCAAAGCAAUCACAAAGCUUUCAGUUGAAGUUACAUUUCAUAACAAUCACCUGCUUCAGUUUAAGAUCUUUGAUCCCAACAACAAAAGAUAUGAAGUCCCAGUUCCGCUAAAUAAGCCAAGCCAUCCAAGUAGCACCAAAAGUGAGCAUCUCUAUGAAGUUGUUGUUCCUCGGACCAGACCAUUUGGAAUUCAAGUCAUCCGGAAAAGCAACGGUGCUGUUGUUUGGGAUUCUAAACUUCCUGGAAUGACAUUUGAAGACAUGUUUAUUCAGAUUUCCACCAGACUUCCAACUAGUUAUGUUUUUGGAUUAGGAGAAACCGAACAUAACUACUACCGUCAUGAAAUGAAUAGAAAAACUAUAGGUCUAUUUGCUAAAGACCAACCUCCUGGAUACCAUGUUAAUGCAUAUGGAGUUCAACCAUUUUACAUGAGCCUGGAUAAUGAUGGCAAUGCUCACGGAGUUCUAUUGCUUAACAGCAAUGCUAUGGAGGUGGCUCUGCAAGAAACCCCAGCAAUAACAUUCCGAACUCUAGGAGGAAUUCUGGACUUUUAUGUGGUCAUGGGUCCUGAGCCAGAGACGGUGGUGAAGCAAUAUACAGAUCUUAUUGGACGCCCUGUUAUGCCAGCCUACUGGUCACUUGGAUUCCAAUUAUGUCGCUAUGGAUACAAAAAUGAUUCGGAAAUCUCUGACCUGUAUGAUAGUAUGAAACGUGCUCAGAUUCCCUAUGAUGUACAAUAUGCUGACAUUGACUACAUGGAAAGACAGAUGGACUUUACACUGGGCCAAAGCUUUCAGGGACUUCCAAGUCUGGUUGACAGAAUAAGAGGGGAAGGGAUGAAAUUCAUUAUACUCUUGGAUCCUGCCAUUGCUGGUAAUGAAACCAAGCCUUAUCCAGCUUUCACCAGAGGUGUGCAAGAUGAUGUGUUUAUCAAAUUUCCAGAUUCGAAUGAUAUUGUUUGGGGAAAGGUCUGGCCAGACCUGCCCGAUGUUGAGGUGGAUAAUUCUCUGGACUGGGAUACACAAGUUAAGUUAUUCAGAGCCCAUGCUGCAUUCCCAGACUUUUUCCUUGAGAGAACAGCAAAGUGGUGGCACAGAGAAAUUGAAGAAUAUCGAAGAGAUUACAUUAGGUUUGAUGGACUCUGGAUAGAUAUGAACGAACCAGCUAGCUUUGUGCACGGAUCUGUAUAUGGAUGCAGAAAUGAAACCUUGAACAACCCCCCGUAUGUGCCAGCUUUAAGUUUCCGUAGUGAAGGAUUGACACAUAAGACCUUGUGCAUGGACAGCCGACAAUACUUACCUGAUGGAACUCCUGUGAACCACUAUGAUGUCCACAAUUUAUAUGGAUGGUCACACGCAAAACCCACUUAUGAUGCUCUUCGCAACAUCACAGGAGAACGUGGAAUAGUCAUAACCCGUUCUACAUAUCCAUCAUCUGGAAAGUGGGCUGGGCACUGGCUUGGGGAUAACACUGCAGCUUGGAAUCAAGUAGAUAAAUCUAUUAUUGGCAUGCUGGACUUUAGUCUCUUUGGUAUUUCAUACACUGGUGCAGACAUUUGUGGAUUUUUUGAAAAUACCACGUAUGAACUAUGUGCCAGGUGGAUGCAACUUGGAGCAUUUUACCCAUUUGCAAGAAAUCACAAUGGAAUUGGAUGGAGGAGACAAGAUCCAGUGAGCUUUGAUGCAAACUUUGAAGAUUUAUCACGGAAUGUUCUGAAUAUCAGAUAUACACUUCUGCCAUACUUAUACACCUUGCUAUUUGAUGCUCACACCACAGGUUCAACUGUGGUGAGACCACUGCUGCAUGAAUUUAUUAAUGAUAAGAACACUUGGGAUGUCUAUGAACAAUUCCUGUGGGGAGCUGCAUUCAUGAUCAGCCCUGUAGUUAGAGAAAAAGAAACAACCGUGAACGUCUAUUUUCCAAACACAGUUUGGUAUGACUAUCACACAGGUGUCAUAGUAGAACAACCAGGUAGCAGUAAAAAUCUUUCUGCACCACUAGAACAUAUUAACCUUCAUGUAAGAGGUGGCUACAUUUUACCACAGCAAGCUCCUGCUUUCAAUACACAUCAAAGUCGGCAAAAUACAUUAAAACUUCUUAUUGCUUUGGAUGCUCAAGAAAAUGCCCAUGGCCAUCUUUUCUGGGAUGAUGGUAAAAGCAUUGACUCAAUUGACCAUGGGGUUUAUACUAUGUAUGAAUUCAAUGCUACGUUUAAAGCCAUAACCUUAAAAGUCACACACGGUAACUACACAGACCCAAAUAAUCUAAUAUUUGAUGAAAUUAAAAUCCUUGGACUACCAAACAACAUUUUCAGGCUUGAUGUGUUAAAAGAUGGUGUGGCACAAUCUUCUCCACAUAAAUUAAGUUAUAACUCAAGUACCAAGGUUGCUCAUAUCACUGACCUUAAUCUAGUGUUUGGAGAAUCAUAUACCCUUGAAAUCAAUAAUGAUUUGUAUAGGUUCGAGUGUUAUCCUGAAGGAGGUGUUACUGAAGAAAAUUGUGAAAAACGUGGAUGCCUUUAUGUUGAACCAAAAACUGUAAACCAUCCAUCCUGUGUCUAUCCAAGUUCUUUUGGUUAUAAUGCCAACAAUAUACAAACCACUGGGACAGGAAUAACAGCAGAUCUUCACAUUGCACAGACUUUUUCACGUUAUGAUGUCUCUCCUCCCAUAAAUGAUCUUAAAUUAACAGUCACGUUCCAUGAAAAUGAAAUGCUUCAAUUUAAGAUAUAUGAUCCCAAUGAAAAACGGUAUGAAGUUCCUGUACCACUAAAUAUCCCAAGCACACCAUCCAGUACAGACCAAGGAAGACUGUAUGACGUUGAGAUUGUUAAUAAUCCAUUUGGAAUUCGAAUCAAAAGAAAAAGCACUGGAACAAUAAUUUGGAAUUCUCAUGUUCCUGGGUUCACCUUUUCAGACAUGUUCAUUCAGAUAUCAAACCUACUGCCCUCAAGUUAUAUCUACGGAUUUGGAGAAACAGAACACCGUCAAUACCGUAUGGAUCUGAACUGGCACACCUGGGGAUAUUUUGCCAAAGACCAAUCCCCUGGUUAUAAAGACAAUUCAUAUGGAGUACAUCCAUUCUAUAUGGGCCUGGAAAACGAUGGUAAUGCUCAUGGAGUGUUCCUGCUUAACAGCAAUGCCAUGGAUAUAACAGUACAACCCACCCCAGCUUUAACUUAUCGCACAAUUGGUGGCAUUUUAGACUUUUAUGUUGUACUGGGUCCAACACCAGAGAUGGUUGUUCAACAAUACACUAAACUCAUAGGAAGACCUGUUAUGCCAGCUUAUUGGGCUCUUGGAUUCCAGUUAUGUCGCUAUGGAUAUAAAAACGACAGUGAAAUUGAACAAGUGUAUAAUGAAAUGGUGGCAGCUCAAAUUCCUUAUGACGUACAGUAUGCGGACAUUGAUUACAUGGAGAGACAAAUGGACUUUACUUUAGGCAAAGAUUUUCAAAGACUUCCUGAAAUAUUUGAUAGAAUCCGAACACAAGGAAUGAAAGUCAUCAUCAUGCUGGAUCCAGCUAUUGCAGGAAAUGAAACUGAACCAUACCCCGCUUUCACAAGAGGAAGGGAUCAGGAUGUCUUCAUAAAAUGGGAUGACAAAAGUGACAUUGUAUGGGGCAAGGUCUGGCCGGAUUUACCUGGUGUAGUGGUCAAUGAGUCACUUGGUUGGGAUGAGCAAGUUCAACUGUACAGAGCUCAUACAGCGUUCCCAGACUUUUUCAAGAACGUCACAGCAGAAUGGUGGAAACAAGAAGUGAAAGAGUUCAGAGAAAAGUAUAUUAAAUUUGAUGGUUUAUGGAUUGAUAUGAAUGAACCUGCAAGUUUUGUGCAUGGAUCUGUCACUGGUUGCAGAAAUGAAAUUCUGAACAGACCACCCUACAUGCCAGCCUUGAAUUCAAGAAGUGAAGGAUUAGCGCAUAAGACUAUAUGUAUGGACAGUCAACAAUUCCUCCCAGAUGGCACCCCAGUAAGACAUUAUGAUGUUCACAAUCUGUAUGGAUGGUCACAUGCUAAGCCUACAUUUGACAUCGUGCGGAAUAUAACUGGAAAGAGAAGCAUUAUUGUCAGUCGUUCUACAUAUCCAACAGUUGGGCAGUGGAUAGGACAUUGGCUUGGAGACAACACUGCAGCCUGGAAUCAGAUUGAUAAAUCUAUUAUUGGCAUGAUGGAGUUCAGUCUUUUUGGAAUCUCUUACACUGGUGCGGACAUUUGUGGAUUCUUUGGCGACACUACAUAUGAACUAUGUGCUCGAUGGAUGGAAUUGGGUGCAUUCUAUCCUUAUGCUAGGAACCAUAAUGGAAAAGGUUACAUUAGACAAGAUCCUGUUAGUUUUGAUGAGCGCUUUCAAGACAUAUCCAGAAAUGUUCUUAACAUCCGAUACCAACUGCUGCCAUACCUGUAUACACUAAUGUAUGAAGCACAUACAGGAGGCUCUACUGUUGUCCGUCCCUUAUUACAUGAAUUUGCUAAUGACAAGGCAACGUGGGAUGUUUAUGAGCAGUUCUUGUGGGGACCAGCAUUUAUGAUCAGCCCAGCUCUUAGACAGGGCCAAACAAAAGUAAAUGCUUAUUUUCCAGAUGCCCGAUGGUAUGAUUAUCACACGGGUAAGAAUGUCAGUGAAAGGAAAACAACUGUUGAAUUAGAUGCUCCUCUUGAAGUUAUUAAUCUUCAUGUUAGAGGUGGAUAUAUCAUACCAUGGCAAGAUCCUGCUAAUAACACAGAGUACAGCCGUAAAAAUUUUAUUGGGCUUCUGGUAGCCCUGGAUGAUAAUGAACAUGCUGAAGGCAAGCUCUUCUGGGACGAUGGAGAAAGUAUAGAAAUGACAAGUUACUACCUGGGAAGGUUCACAGCUGAUAAGAAAACCAUUACAUGUGAAGUACAAUCAAAUAAUUAUCUAUCGCCAACAAAUCGUCUACUCCUUGGACAUGUGUAUAUUUGGGGUCCUGGAAUAAGUGCCAACCUAAAUGUUUCAGUUACAUAUAAUGGUAUACCUGAGACCAUUACAACUUUUAGUGCAGCUGAUGGGAUUCUACAAAUCCAUUUAGUAAACAAACAAUACAAUUUAGCCAAUCCUAUCACCAUCACAUAUACAUAAAAACAAGAUCGGAAAACCUUCAUUGGAGGAGGAUUUUACAAUGAUUCUCUGCUCUUUUCAGAAUUGUGUACAUCAAUAACAUCUACUAUUUUCUUCGACAAAAUAUACGUUGCUUUACUUCAACAAAAUAAAUAUUUUGGACU